CGCCCCCGUCAUGACGUCACCAGCACCGCGACUCGGCGGCAGGCGUGUUUUCAGAGGAGAGCAGAAUCGAGCGAAAGAGACUAUGUAGAGCACACUGUUGAGUGGGCUUAAGGUAUUUACAAUCGUGUCAGUGUGAAUUUGAGAUGAAACAGCACUGAAAGACUCAAAGUGUCCUCCGUUGGAGCUUCGCGGGUGAUUGUGAUGGAGAAGUGUCUGUGGUGCACCUCCUCCCUGGAAGUGGAGGGUGAUGCAGCGAUAGUCACCAUGAUGCGUCGCUACAGCUCAGGACGUCUGUCUGAGAGAGAGAUGGACUCUCUGAAUGAAGACCUCGGUUGCUGUCUGGAGUGUGUGGUGGAGUACCAUCGAGCCAGAGACAAGGUCCCUCAUCUGCACAAGCGUUUGUGGGAAAUAGAGAAGGCUCGACUUGUGCGUUUGUUGGGAACCAUUCUGGACAAGGAACUGGAGGAGGACGAUAUCUUUAUUAUUGAAGACGAUCGCAUGGAGCCGGUGACGAAAAUCUUGCCUGCAGAAUUUCACGACCGUCUCCGUUCUCCUCUGUUUGAAGUUCUGAAGUAUCCGUACUUACUUUGCUACCGUGAUCUGUGUGAUUUGGUGGUAAAGGCCUUGUGUAAGUUGCAGGAUAUGAAGCAGUCUUUGACUGUGUUUGAGAAGUAUCAAGGAAUAUAUCUGUUUCUCGUUCAUCCCAACGAGCAGGUGCGCCGCUGGGCAAUCGAUACAGCAAAGACCAUGAAGAGUGUGGAUAGGGACUCCUAUUAUGACCUUCAAGAGAUUUUCUCCUGCAUGUUUAAUGUCAUCGAACCUGGAAUAUCUUUGGACUUUCCAGAUGUGGAUCAAGAGUCUUAUUCAAGGGGAACCAUAAAAACGCUCCCCUCUCACCUCUAUGACUCGCAAAACAAGAAGAACUGCUGGCUAGGUAUCUGUAUGUUACUUACGCAGCUCAGUGCGGAGGCAAUGGACUCUCUGUUCAUGGGACAGUUUAACAUCCCGCUUUGCAUACUCCGCACAAUGGAUGGGUUGAAAAAUGAGGAUAACCCAGCUUCGGACCCAUUCUGGCCAGCCCUCCACUGUUUUAUGGUAAUUUUGGACCGACUUGGUUCUAAGAUCUGGGGUCAGGUUGACCCUAAUACAGCAUUCCAGACAAUCACCGGAGCUGCCAGCUAUGUUGCGGAAAUUAGAAACAUCCGGCAAAAGACCAUGGGCGGUAUGUUUAAAGUGGAACCUGAAUAUGAUGACAAUAUGGUGACCUGCAGUCAGAUGGUGUACAACUGUUAUGCAUCAGAAAAACCAAACCAUGCAUCUGGUUUGUCGUCCAACAGUGGGGUUUCAAGCAACUAUAUGAUCUAUGAGGAUAUGCAGUCCCUGGUCACUGUGCUUGAUUCUGAAAUGGGCCAGAGCAUGCGUGUAUACGGAAGCACUUUUCUGUGGUUCAUUCCUUUUGUUCGAUCCAUAAUGGAACUUUCAGAGCUCAAUGCUUCCUAUAUUAGUGAAGUCAUCCACUAUCUUUGUGAUAAGAUACGAGAAAAUCGGCACAUGCUAACCGGACAGACGAUUGUGUACGAUAAAGUGUCUGAGUUAUUCACUCGUAUCCUUAUUCAAAUUGUUGAGCUACACUCUACUGAAGGACGAAUGGGUAUACUUUCUCGCUGUGCCCACAAGUGGGUGGGGGAGAUUGUCUUGUGCAUCAUCCAAUCAGAUGAAACACUUGGACCACCAGACAGGAUGGGUGGGAUUCACGGAGUCAGUUCAACCUCAUACAACCUUGGGAUAGUUCGAAAACUGCCUGCAUCUGGAGGAGGCAUUGGUGCUAUAAUCGCUGACUGCGUGACACUGAUUCGACGGCUACUGAAAGACGGGAAAAGGAGAUCUGUUCCAAGCGCGACCCACUUUUUGAGUUUGCUGAACAAUCAGUUGCGUGGAGUUACAAAGAAACGAUGGGAUUUAACACGUUCUGAAUCUGAUGAGCUUCAGAAGUGUUUGUUAAGAGUUGUCCGUUCAAUGCCAGAAAGAUCUGCUUCUUCACUCUCUGUUGUUCCACCACCAUGUGGACCAUCAGUGGAGGCAGCUACAAACACUGUUAUUUCCAGAAAUUCCGUGCCAACCCUAAAUCAGCAACAACAUGAGCACCAAGAGGCAGGUCCAAGCAGAACAGGAGAUGAAUCCGGUUUUAUCAAAAAGGAGUCAAUUUGGAAUUAUAGAAAUUGGAACUUGGAUGAGGAUUUGUGCAGCGGUCUUGAGGUUAUCAUAAAGGCUAAGAAGGAAACCCUUGACCCAGUGUCAAUUUCACAGCUGAGUCCAGUUGUUCAGUUGGAACACGUUAAACCAGAUUUAAACCAGUCCUUAAAAUCAGCUAAAGAGGCAUGUGGUUUUGGUGCUGCUGAGGAGGAGGAGGAUGAGGAGGAUGACGAUGAACCCCUUGAUAUCAAACUGGUUCGUCUGACAAAAUCAAUCCACAAUGUUGAAUCUAGCGACUAUGAAGAUAACCGUAAUUCUGGUGAAAAAAUUGGUAACAGGUUCAUGGGUGCUUCAAAGGAAAAUGUGGAGUCUAGUACCAUUGUUAUCUCUGAUGAUGAUUCUGAUAAUGAUGAAAGGCCAAAUGACAUCCUGAGUUCUCCAAAAGUUUGUGUCCUGUCAGAGAGCCCCGGUCGUGAUUAUGAUGAUCUCAGUGAAUCACAGGUCUUUGAGUUUGAGACCCAGCAAUAUGUGGCAUCUUCCUGGGAUGGUUCUGGUUUUGAUGCAUCAGACUUGAGGAAGAAGCCCAAAUCAGACCAACUACUCAAACCACAGGUGGAUGAAACUCCUCGUGAAGCAUCUCCAUCAAGUUCAGAGACCGAACUUAUUCCAGAUGAAGACAUUGAGAGGGCUUGUCAGCAAGCAGAAGAUAAGAUCAGAGAACAGCAGCAGCCACAAGAGUCAGCGGAUUCAUUUGCAUCUUCACUGUCCAAAGCAUCCAGUACUGCAGAGAGCUGGGAUAAAUUUGCCAAACCUGUUAAAAGCACAAAAACAACUCCAUCUGAAAAGAAACAGCCUAAAAAGCCAUUGAUAAUUGAUGCCCUUGCUCAAAAAAGCAGACGCCACUCCUGGAAACGCAGCUCAACAUCUCAGGAUGUAGAGGAACCAUCCUCUUCAACUACUCUAUGCUCAUCUUCCUCUUCAUCCUGCAGCUCUGUUUCCUCUCCUUAUUUUUCUGCCCUCAGUUCAAGUAAUACCCCUGCGAUUGUUCCCCCAAAGAAGGUGCGUAAGGUUGCUGAGCCAGAAUCCACAGCAGAGCGUUUGGGAUUAAAAAAGAAGGAGAGGAAAGCAUCUGAACUUUCUCAGCGCUCGCUGGAUGGUGUUGCUAAACUGAGGUGCCAUGGUCAGAACGUGCAGGUAGAACCACAACAGAAGAAAAGGCGAGUGCGUCGAGCCAAUAAGUCUUCUCCACAGAAUCAUAUUGUAAAAAGCAACAAGAAACUUCUGGGAUCACAAGAUAUUCAGUUUUUCAGGCUAAGUCGUGAGAAGCAGGCAAAUCAGAGGCCAGCAACAGGAGUCAUCACAACAUUAGCUCCCAAACCAGCAGAUAUCAAUCAGCCAGGUGAAAUGUACUUACCGAAACCUACAGUUGCAAGCAGUGAGGCUGGUGAUAUCUUUCCUUGUCCUCAGCCAGAUUCCAACCUUCAGCGGGAUAAUGAAAAUGCUGCAUCAGGAACCAAUUCUGCAGGAGAUGGGGCUGGAAAUAAUAAGUGUGUAGUACCUGAGUACUUCCAAGCCAGUGAGACUGCUGAUGCCAACAUGGAAAAAGAAAAACCUGCUCAGGAGGAUGAUGAAGAAUGGAUGUUCCUCACUCAGAUGGAACCCACCGACAUGGAACUGUGCUCUCAAAUGGAGCAGUUUGAGGAAGAAAAUGGUGAAGAACUCUUUCUUACCCAGAGAGAUCCUAUAGACAUGGACAUUGAUACAGAUAGUGAGUCAGAUGCCCCAGGGCCAACCUUGACACCUAAACCUAUUCAGACUCCUAUUGGUGGAAAUGAUGAUCAUUUGUUUGUGAAGCCUGGCAUGUCACCUGUAUCUCAGAAAAAGGCAAAACCUUCUACCACAAAAAUAUACACCCCCAGCUCCCGCAGUGCCUCGCUUGUCCUUGAAAUGGAAAAAGAAGCCAAGCCUCCUCCUGCUGCGAAUGUUGCCAAAGCAAAGAUUCCCCGACUGCCCCCAGCAGUGCCACCUCCAAAAACAUUUCAACCUCUCCAUCCUCCACAACUCCCAAUGCAACUUCCUUCACGACACGCUCCAUAUGCUCCUGAGUUGGCCACUAGUUUUAAAAGAAGCUCCAACUCAGAGCCACCAUCUUACAAGGUAUACCAAAGACCCGAGGCUCCAGUUAACAAUCCAGUACCCACAAUGGAUCAAAGCCAGACGUUUGACCUUUCAAUCUUGACCCAAGCAAUCCUUAAAUGGGAAUAUAGGAUGCUUGACAAUUACAAAUCAUUUGGGAGUCCACAUGAUCUGUGCCAACUACCGCUGAAGAAAGUGCCAGUUCAGUUUUCUAGCUACUUGGAGUACUUCAACACCUUGUACCCACUGCUGCUAAUUAAUGCAUUUGAAGAGAUGGCGAGUGAAUGGCUUAAAGAGGGCAGAGUCAAGCUUAACCUAACAUUCCAGGGUAUAGAAUACAGCAAUCGCACAGCUAGUGCCAGCUUCACAGCAAAAAUUUCUCAGGAAACUGAUAUGAAACAGCUGUACCCAAAAGAAGAUGACCUGGUGCUACUUUGGUUGCCUGACAACACUGGGUCAUAUGCCCACGAUGAACCAAAUUUCCAUGAAACGCAUCCUCAUUUUGGUUAUGUGUCUCGGUCCAGUGUGUCCAACAGAAGUUCAGGUUCCAGGCCAAUUCUCAACUUGACGAUUCAGACACGUAGUAAUAUAUCUUCAGGGAAUUCCCAACCUGUGCUCUGUGAAGUUAUUGGAUCAUUGAUCAGCAUAUUCCGGGAGUUCCGUGCACUGUGUUUGCUGCGGAAUGGACCAAUGUUGCGACCUCUUCUUGCUCCACAUGCAUCUUUUUUCAUGCACACUGUGGAUAGCCCACCGGACCUGGAUUUACCAGAGUUCAACAGGGACCAAGCAAGAGCAAUAGCUUGUGGUCUUGCCAUGGUAAAGAGAACAGCGAAGACCCCAAAAUUUCUCCUUAUUCAUGGUCCUCCAGGAACCGGGAAGAGUAAAACAAUUGGUGGCCUGUUGUACAAACUACUAUCUUCGGGUAUUAACAGUGCUGCUCCUUCGGGGAACAUUCAUGCCAAGUCUCGACGGACACGAGUUCUUCUCUGUGCUCCCUCUAAUGCUGCCAUUGACAGUCUGAUGAAGAAAGUCAUUUUGAUAUUUAAAGAGAAAUGCCGAAACAUCAACGCACCUCAAGGUAACUGCGGGGAUAUAAACCUGGUACGAUUGGGAAGUGAAAGAACCAUCUCGAAGUCAUUAAAACCUUUCAGCCUCGACCACCAGACUAAAGCUAGAGCACAGCGAGCUCAGCAAACUGCAGAAGCUGACAUACACAAGCGGAAGGAGCAACUGGAACAAAUGAUUGAAAAUCUCUCCCAGCGAUGUGCAAAAGUCAAUAAGGAUUCUUUCGAGUUCAAGACGUUGAUGGAGGAGAAGAUGCAGCGCCUGAAAGAGAGAGAAGGACUGGGUCGGCAGAUUAAAGAGUGUCGCAUCAGGCGUCAGGAGAGUCAAGCUGUUGUACUGCAAAACGCUCAUGUGAUCUGCUGCACGCUCAGCACCAGUGGAAGUAUUGUCCUCGAGAAUGCCUUCCGUCGCCUCGGACAUGAACCAUUCAGCUGCGUCAUCAUUGAUGAGGCUAGUCAGUCUAAAGAAUGUGAGACUCUGAUCCCCAUGCUGUACCGAAGUCCUGCUGUAAUCCUCGUCGGUGAUCCCAACCAGCUUCCACCAACAGUUGUCUCUCAGAAAGCGAAGGAGUUUGGCUUCGACCAGUCUCUUAUGGCAAGGUUAUGCAAAAGUCUUUAUCUGUCAAACCCGCAACUCUCUCCAAUCGUCCUGCUUGGCGUGCAGUACCGCAUGCACCCAGACAUCUGUGAAUUCCCCUCCAAGUACAUCUACAACAGCGCUCUCAAGGAUGACUGGCAGGGGCAGUGCAGGCAGUAUGAUCAGGAGCAGACGACUAUGACUGAGUCGGAAUUGAGACUCCUCAGGUCACUGAGAGGACCGUGCGUGUGUGAGACCGCUCAGAAGCGCUGUUCCCUCAGCUGGCCCUUCAAGCCCUACAAAGUGUUCGACGUGACGGAUGGGAUAGAGAAGAAGGAGAGAGAUUCAUUUUCCAAUCACAAAGAAGUCAAGCUGGUCUUGCUGCUGUUGAAGCUGCUGGGUGAGAAGCAGUCAGUGCGAGUGGGCGUCAUCACACCCUACAACGCCCAGAAACAACGCAUACUGGAAGCCAUCAGGGGUUCAGGCAUCGACAACAAGCAUCUUCAGGUUGAAGUCAAUACAGUAGAUGGCUUUCAGGGCAGAGAAAUGGACUGCAUCAUUGUGUCUUGUGUGAGAGCCAGCAGUGAAACGGGCUCCAUUGGGUUUGUUGGAAAUCGGCAGAGAAUGAAUGUAACCAUCACCAGAGCCAAAUUUAGUCUCUUUAUUCUGGGACAUUUACGCACACUCGGGGAACAAAGUGAUUGGGGAGCAUUGAUUGGGGACGCUAGGAUACGUAAAACGAUCAUCAAAACUAUGCAAAAAGAAUUUGAAAGAGAUGUCAGGCAGAUUCUUAAAACAGAACGAGAGCCACUGACCCGCAGUCUGUCUUAUCCCCCAAUCGGGAUACCGAGCCCUGUGACCUCACCUGUUACACAUGCACCUGUGGAAACAGACCCCGCCCCUGCGCCCCACCUUCAACAUGACACGAGCAGUGCGCCAAUGCCACGGCUAAUACCCUUGGAAUGCCCUAAUAACCCACGGAUGAGUGACAGGCCCACAGACCCACGUUUUGCAGAACGCCGGCCAAUGAGAGAACAGGGACCGGACAGAGAUGGGCGGGGCUUACCAGAGUCCCGCCGUUCUACAAACAGGGCCAAUUCGUAUGAAGCCGACUCUAGAAUUACGGGCCAGUCUUCCAGAUACUCUUCAAGACACAGCAGCUCUUCACCAUCAAGACGACACAGGAGAUAAAUGAAUUAUCCCUGUUUUUAUGUCAUUAAAGCUUCACAGCAGUGCAUUAAGGGAGAAAUUUUUCUUUGUGUCCUCUUCUCCAUGUUUUGAGAACCCACCAUGUACAUGGGUCGUCGUUAAAUGUCUAUUUCGCAGGCAUUGGCUUUACAAUUAGCUUGACAAAUUAGUUUGAUGGCAGUGCUUACUGCUUACCUAAUCUCUUUCUAAGCGCAUUUUGCUGCUAAAUGAACAUUUAAAGAACUUUUUUAUGCAUGAAGAGGGAUGUUUUGUUCCGCACAACAGGUUUUGGGUUUUUGGACCUUGUGCUCAUCUCCAAAAAACAAUAUAUUGACUCAAAAACUGCACUUUCUAAAGCAGUUGGACUUGCUCAGAAAUAACCAUUUUUUUGGUGUUUGAGUCUGUAUAGUUUGUCACUUAUUUGAAUGUAACACUGAUUUAAAGAGUUUCGCAGGGAAGGAUUUGGUGUGCAUGAAUGCAUUGCCGUUUGUGUUUCUCUGGUUGUUUUAUGCUGAUUUUUAACAUUCUGGAUUUCUGGAAACAUACUGGAUUAUUUUUGACUGAGCCGACUGUUAGAAUUGUUUUUUCAGGUAACUUUGAUUAUAGUCACUAUUAGUCUGGAGGAGGUGUUGAAGAAGGCCAGAAACAGAACCAAAGUUAUUGCUUAACAUUUUCAUUUCAAGUAUAAAUUGUCAUGUUGUGUUUGAUAUGUGAAUGAGUUAAGUUUGUACAGUUGAAGUAUACAAGCUGGAGACUGAGAGAUCGACCCACUAUUGUGGCUUUUUCCCUUGAGUUUUAUCUUUUGGUGCGACCAGUUUUACAAAAGUGUAUGAAGAUGACUUUAUUUUGUACAGAUGCACUUUUUGUAGACCGGAAAUUAAAAAGUUCCUUUUUUUUUUUUUUU
Messenger RNA from Carassius carassius (crucian carp), 8062 nucleotides. RefSeq names its product probable helicase senataxin. NCBI's taxonomy places the organism in Eukaryota, Metazoa, Chordata, Actinopteri, Cypriniformes, Cyprinidae. Gene Ontology annotation, biological process: termination of RNA polymerase II transcription. Bases 202 to 7161 code for a protein of 2319 amino acids. The record is from RefSeq and is a predicted model, not a curated record. Gene Ontology annotation, molecular function: transcription termination site sequence-specific DNA binding; helicase activity. Gene Ontology annotation, cellular component: nuclear body. The transcript is spliced from 26 exons.